UGAAAAUGGACGGUUAUGUUUUGAUUUGAGUUUUAAUUAUUCAUGAAUCUAUAAUUUUAUCAAGUUUCGGAUAAAAUUGUGUAAAAAACUGUGGUCACUCAAGGUACUUUACCACAUCAUAAGUAUUGUAAACUUGUAAAACUGAAAAACGAGUUAGUUUUUAAGUGACAAUGCCGCGAACCAAGAGGCCAGUAAAAAAGCAAGAAAAGUCAGCAGAGGACGACGAUGCUUUAAAAAAACUGAAUAAACUUGUGUUGGACCAAAAAAAUCAGAUAGACAAUCGUGCCCAACGAGAGCUUGGUAAUGUGGAGCUGGAGUUCAAACUGCUGCUCAGCUCCAUCAGCAGCACAUACCUUCAGAUGACCGUGGGGCAAUUGAGAACAGAGCUGCUGCUUAAGGAGCCGCCCAGCACGCGGCGGACGCGACACUCGAGUCGCUCGGCCUCUCACGAUGAUGGCUACCUCACCGAGAACUCGUCCCAGGGCUCCGGAGAACGCGGGCUGAAGAGCAAGAUCGCGGUGCCGCUGUCGUCGUCCCGCGCGGCGUCGCGUCGCUCCCGGUCGGCGGACGCGUCAGCGCGCAAGGCGCCGCGCCCCGCGCCGACCACGCAGCGCCGCCGUUCGCGCUCCGUGUACCGCACGCCGGCCUACAACAAGAACGCGAUCAACAACUACCCCGUUAUUACGCCCAAGGUGAACCCACAAACUCCGUUGACAGUGUUGCGGCAGCCGCGGCAGGGUGAGAUGGUGGUGUCCAUGUCAGGCUCGCCACUCGCGGUGCUUAAUUAUUGCACAAUGCCACCAGAAGAGAAAGCGAAUUGUAACAUCCGCCUACAAGACGGAACGAUGCUAUCCCUCCAACCGAAACAGCUUCGCCAGUCGCAAGCAUACAUACCAUAUUCGUUAAUGGACGCCACAGUCAUGAGCCAACUGAAGACGCUGAAGGACAACCUGGAAAAAGUGGUGAAGCAAGGCGAGAGGGCCAUGAAGUGAUACCCACGACGAGGUGGGCUUACGGCAAAUUUCAAUAAAUCCGAUCGCUAACUACAACUACAAUAAACCGUUAAAAUUAAACUAUUUUUUGGAUUUUAUAUAAAACACUAGCUGACC
Messenger RNA from Manduca sexta (tobacco hornworm), 1109 nucleotides. RefSeq lists its product as uncharacterized. Gene Ontology annotation, biological process: mitotic sister chromatid segregation. The record is from RefSeq and is a predicted model, not a curated record. The transcript is spliced from 7 exons. Gene Ontology annotation, cellular component: chromosome passenger complex; chromosome, centromeric region; spindle midzone. Lineage: Eukaryota; Metazoa; Arthropoda; Insecta; Lepidoptera; Sphingidae. Bases 171 to 992 code for a protein of 273 amino acids.